Molecule: messenger RNA, 2939 nt
Organism: Cornus florida
Lineage: Eukaryota; Viridiplantae; Streptophyta; Magnoliopsida; Cornales; Cornaceae
Product: THO complex subunit 5A
Exons: 8
Coding region: 196-2643 (815 amino acids)
Biological process (GO): mRNA export from nucleus; positive regulation of DNA-templated transcription, elongation
Cellular component (GO): THO complex part of transcription export complex
Molecular function (GO): mRNA binding
Source: RefSeq, a predicted model, not a curated record
AUUGAAAAUCAUUGUUUAUUUAGUAAUUUUUCGUUUUUCGACACUAUUGUGUCAACAACUACACAGAGAAGCCCUUAGAACGCAGAGAAAAGAAAAGCAGAACUGAACAUCAGCUGUGAGCAGAGGCAAAGAGUGAAGGGGGCUAUCUUCCGGAAAAAAAAAAAAAAAAAAGAGUGAAGGGGGCUAGAAUUACACAUGGAGGUGACAAUGGAAGAACCAGAAGAAGGUGCAAUAUUACCAUCGCCCAAGAUAGAGAAGUCGGCGUACGAUAAGAUGCAACAGAGCAGGACCUCUGUGGAGGACAUCGUCUCCAAGAUGCUCUCUUUAAAGAAAGAAGCCAAACCCAAAUCGGAACUCGCAGAAGUCGUCACUCGGAUGUUCCUCAAUUUCGUCACUCUUCGCCAGGCAAAUCGUUCCAUCUUGCUUGAAGAAGAUCAUGUAAAGGCAGAAACUGAAAAUGCAAAAGCACCCGUAGAUUUCACAACCUUGCAGCUCCACAACUUGAUGUAUGAGAAAAAUCACUAUGUGAAAGCAAUAAAGGCAUGCAAAGACUUCAAGUCAAAAUAUCCAGAUAUUGAACUUGUGCCUGAGGAAGAAUUCUUUAGAGAUGCACCAGAGGAGAUAAAGAACUGUGUAAUAUCAAAUGAUGGGGCACACAAUUUGAUGCUCAAGAGGCUUAAUUUUGAGCUGUUCCAGCGCAAGGAAUUGUGCAAACUUCGUGAGAAGCUGGAUCUGCAAAAGAAAAGCCUUUUGGAGACCAUUGCUAACAGGAAGAAGUUCUUGUCAAGUCUGCCUUCACACCUCAAAUCUCUUAAGAAAGCAUCAUUGCCGGUGCAGCACCAACUAGGGGUUCUGCAUACAAAGAAACUAAAGCAGCAGCACUCUGCUGAGCUGCUUCCACCUCCUCUCUAUGUGAUUUACUCACAGUUCUUGGCCCAAAAGGAAGCAUUUGGAGAACAUAUUGAUCUGGAGAUUGUGGGAAGUGUGAAGGAUGCUCAAUCCUUUGCCCGCCAGCAAGCAAAUAAGGACACUGGCAUUUCUAGCAAUCUAGAGAGUACCAAGUUGGAGGAUGAUGCACCUGAUGACGAAGAUGAUGGCCAGAGAAGGAGGAAGCGGCCGAAGAAGGUUACAGGAAAGGAGAAUCUUGACCAGGCUAGAAUAUACCAAACUCAUCCACUUAAAAUCAUUCUCCACGUAUCUGAUGACGAGGCUUCUGAGCCUAAGUCUGCAAAACUGAUCACACUGAAGUUUGAAUACUUGUUGAAGUUGAAUGUUGUAUGCGUUGGGAUUGAAGGAUCACAUGAAGGACCUGAGAAUAACAUCCUGUGCAACUUAUUUCCUGAUGACACUGGCCUUGAGCUUCCUCACCAGCCAGCAAAGCUCUGCAUUGGCGAUGCGCUCAUAUUUGAUGAAAAAAGAACUUCACGACCAUAUAAGUGGGCACAGCAUUUGGCAGGAAUCGACUUUCUGCCAGAGGUGUCUCCAUUACUUACAGGCUGCGAAACUACUGACAAUGAAACAGGUAAACAUGCUGGGGUUAUCUCUGGUCUGUCACUAUAUCGCCAGCAGAAUCGGGUACAGACAGUUGUGCAAAGGAUUCGUUCUCGGAAAAAGGCCCAGAAGGCACUUGCGGAACAGCUUGAUUUGCUGAUGGACCUUAAAUGGCCUGCUCUGACUUGUAAAAAGGUUCCAUGGGCCUUACAUAACCCUCUAUGCAGUUUGCAUAAAUGGUCACCUAUAGGGCUCUCACCUAAUCAGGCUUCAUCAUUGCCAGUUGUUGAAAUGGAACAAGUACAGGAACCUUCAGACAUUAAUGUGGAUGUAAUAUCUGGUACUUCAAAGGAAGACGUUGAGAAUGCAAGGGAAGAUGGGGAACUUCCAUCUUUAAUUUCGGUUGCAGCUGUUGGAAACAGUGUUAAACUCAGUUCCUCGAAGGGACCUGAUCUUGACCAUUCAAGACGUCUGGCUUUAAUACCAAAGAGUAUGGCAUCUCCUAAGACUCCUAUCAACAAGGCUAAAUCACUAAGCUUUAGGAAACCUGAAGAGGAUUCAGAUCCCAUGCUGGAUUUUGAAAGUGAUAUGGAAGAGCAAGCACAAAUUGAACCAGGGACGGAAAAUGGAGUUAGAUUUGGGUGCUCAGAGAUGGUUGAAAAGUCAUGGGCCGAUUAUGGCAUUCAGGAAUAUUGUCUUGUUUUAGCCAGGACGGGGGAUAAUAACAGGAGGUCAAAGAAGUUAGAAGCCAAGAUUAAGAUCAGCAUGGAGUACCCUCUCAGGCCUCCUCAUUUUGAAAUAAAUCUUUACACUCAGGCCGGAGAAAAUCAUUCUGACUCUGAUGAUUCCGAGUGGUUCAAUGAACUUCGUGCCAUGGAAGCAGAGGUCAAUAUUCAUAUAUUAAGGAUGAUUCCUCGGGAUGAAGAGAACUUUAUCCUGGGUCACCAAGUGUGUUAUCUUGCAAUGCUGUUUGACUUUUACCUGGAUGGAGUCAACCCGUCUUCUGAAAAGAGAAAGAACACUUCUGUCAUUGACGUUGGUUUGUGCAAACCUGUUAGUGGUAGGAUUAUUGCCAGAUCUUUCAGAGGAAGGGAUCGAAGGAAGAUGAUCUCCUGGAAGGACUUUGGUUGCUCUCCAGGUUAUCCUUAUUAGAGUUAUAUCCACCGCUGCUACCUUCUCUGGCAAGUUAGUAGUCAUUACUGAUCGUUCUCUUGUCAAUGUGACAAUAACAUUAGGUUGCUCCAAACUCGAGAUAACCUCAUUAGACAUUGGGUAAGAACGAUUGUCGAUUUAAAAUUUACAAUUUAUGUAGGUCGUGUUCAUCGAUAUACAUGCUUGAAGUAUCUGCUCCAGAUGCAGUCACAUUUAUCUACAUGCUUUGAAAUGAGUCAGUUUUUUUAAGAAUGGAAAACUGAACCUUAUCUGAGUGAAGUACUGUAAUUGUGUAA